Arachis ipaensis is the source of this 999-nucleotide messenger RNA. RefSeq lists its product as uncharacterized. The record is from RefSeq and is a predicted model, not a curated record. NCBI's taxonomy places the organism in Eukaryota, Viridiplantae, Streptophyta, Magnoliopsida, Fabales, Fabaceae.
AUGAUUUGGAAGUUUUAUCCAACUAAAAGAGAUGAAAUUCGUCGAGCUUAUCUUAAAGCUGGACCAAAUCAACCAAUACUUGAUAAGUAUCCAUUCUCGAGUGAUACAAGUCGUCGUCGUCAUUUUCAAGCUUCUUGGUUUGAAUUAUACCCUUCAUGGUUAGAGUAUUCUAUUGAAGAUGAUGAUGUAUAUUGUUUACCAUGCUACCUAUUUGCUAUAGAAUCUUCAAUCAACACAGGUUCAAAUGCUUUAAUUGAAGAUGGCUUCAGGAAUUGGAAGAAGGUAAAUAAUGGAAAAGAUUGUCCUCUUUUGAAUCACAUUGGCAAAGGCCCCAAUUCGUUCCAUCAUAGGGCAACGAAAUCAUGUGAUGAUUUGAUGAAGCAAUCACAACAUGUUGAUACACUUAUGAAACGACAAACAUCAGAGAAAAUUGAGAAUAAUCGACGUAGACUUGGAGCAUCUAUUGAUUGUAUUAGAUGGUUGACUUUUCAAGGUUGCGCUUAUAGAGACCAUGAUGAAAGCUCGAGUUCAGGUAAUCGAGGUAACUUUAUUGAAUUGUUAAAGUUUUUGGAUUCUUACAAUAGUAGUGUUCAAAAGCUUAUUUUGGAAAAUGCUCCUAGAUUUGCUAAAUAUACUUCAAGUGAUGUUCAGAAAGAAAUUAUACAUGUUCUUGUUACAAUGGUAAGAAACUCAAUUAGAAAGGAUAUUGGAGAUGCCAAAUUUUGUAUUAUCAUUGAUGAAGCUUGUGAUGAAUCUAAAAAAGAGCAAAUGGCUAUUGUUUUGAGAUUUUUUAAUGUGGAUGGUUUUGUUCGUGAACGCUUCUUUGAUCUUGUACAUGUUAGUGAUACUAGUGCCUUGACUUUGAAAAAAGAGUUGGUGUUUGUGCUUUCUAUUUAUAAUCUCCAAAUUGAAAAUAUUCGAGGUCAGGGGUAUGAUGGUGCUAGCAAUAUGAGAGGGAAAUGGAAUGGUUUACAAGCUUUAUUUCUCAAUGAUUGCUGA